ACGUCCUCUGCUUCAUGGGUUUGGUGUCUUCCAAACCUCUCUCCCUCUCUACCUUCUCUCUCUCUCCGGGUGUUCCUCUCUGAAUCUGAAUCGAGUAAGUACUUUAUCCGGUUUCAAUCUGAUGAAAUGCAACACUGGGAUGAUUCAAUUUAUAUUUUAACUUUGUACUACAAAUUUAGGAGUUAGGAUAUUGAAUUGCUGUUUCUAAUAGGCUUACGGAGUAUGUGUAAUAUGCGUCAUAUUUUCUCUGGUAUCUACGCGCGAAUUUCUUCCGAAAGCUCUAAUUAAGGUUUGAUUUUACAUAGGUGAUCUCCGAUUCAAAAAAUUCGAUAUCUAGGCCCUCAUAUUUUGGUCCAGAAUUCGGAUUUAGAGAUCCCGGCUUAUUGAAAAUCUGGUUCUCUGGGAUUCUAAUUCAUUUUAUCUGCAAAUUUUAGGAUUGAAUUUGUGAUUUAGUUCAUUGAAACUCGAAGUCGGGUUAGCAUUAUGGAUGGUAAUAAGGAUGAAGCAUUAAGGUGCAUAAAACUUGCUGAAGAAGCCAUUUCAUCGGGUAAUAAGGGGCGAGCAUUGAAAUUUAUUAAGAUUGCGCAGCGGCUCAAUAGUAGUUUAUCUGUUGAAGAACUUUUUACUGCAUGUGAGAAGCUUGACUCAGGGUCAUCUGCAUCCACUGUUGAGGAAACGUGUGCUGAUGCUGACAAGAUUAAGUCUGGCCUGGGAAAAUGUGGCGAUAGUAUAAGUGAGGAAAGAGAUUAUACUGAAGAACAUGCUCAAUUGGUUAGAGAGAUAAAAAGGAAAACUGACUAUUACAAGAUCUUAGGUUUGGAAAAGACUUGUUCCGUUGAGGAGAUUAGGAGGGCUUACAGGAAAUUGUCCCUCAAAGUUCAUCCGGAUAAGAAUAAGGCUCCUGGUUCUGAGGAAGCAUUUAAGAAAGUAUGCAAGGCAUUUAAGUUUUUCUUACUUGCUUAUCUGCCGUUUUCGGAGCCUGAUUACUCGUUACAUAAAAACUAUUCCUAUCAGUUUCCCAUGACAACUGAGAAACAUGAAAUUCAGUUUUAUGUCAAAUCAUCUUCCUUUGAUGACAAAUUUCCUCCUGGUAGCCCUGCUCGAUCUAACAUUGAGGACAAUGUGAUUAAGGAUUACAAGAAUUUGCUAUGGCGAUAUUGCCAAAUUGAACUCCAGAAGCGUCGCUGGAACAAAAAUAUGCCAAUCCCUCACUGCAAUAAACUGCAAGAUCUUGGAUUUGUUGGAAGGUAAUAUGGCUAGAAUUUGGAGAA
Carica papaya (papaya) is the source of this 1271-nucleotide messenger RNA. Lineage: Eukaryota; Viridiplantae; Streptophyta; Magnoliopsida; Brassicales; Caricaceae. The record is from RefSeq and is a predicted model, not a curated record.